Molecule: messenger RNA, 6414 nt
Organism: Entrophospora sp. SA101
Lineage: Eukaryota; Fungi; Glomeromycota; Glomeromycetes; Entrophosporales; Entrophosporaceae
Source: the annotation of a GenBank genome assembly
AUGCAAAAUCAUCUCGAAAUAACAGAAAAUAGUAGAAACUCAACCAGUUUGUCAGUCUCGCCUGUGCCAACUGUUUCUUCCAACGUGUCUAAUGAUGGUUCAUCUAACGAAUACAAUGAUUCAUCUACUUCUUCCCAAACAACAGAUGAUCAUAACGUUCAUAGUACCACUAAUGAAGGGUUUAUUAAUUCUGGCACAUUUGAUUACUUCAUCGAAACAAAUAAUCAAUCGGCAUCCUCUGCCGAAGAAAAUGCUGAUUCAGAAAACUUUAACAAUAAUAUGGAUACAAGCCUCUUCGACAAAAGCAAGACAACGUGCGAUAAUUUAGAAUCUAAGAAUUCGGAUGAAUCGUCUGGUCUUUUUAUCAAGAAAAGUUCUGCUUCAAAAAACCUUAGUUUUGAUAAAGAUGAGACAAAUUUUGAUCAUGAAAAAAAUACAAAUUCGUCCACAUCAAAAAUUCCUGAUGCAGAAAGUUUGAUAGCUGUGACCAAUCCCAUUAAAUCAUUCACAUCAGAUGGUCAUAAAAAGAACAAGGAAAAAAUUUCGGAGAUAUUUACAAAACGUGAAAAUUUAUAUGCUAGUUUGAAUAAGGAUAUUAAAAAGGAACAAGAUCUUUUAGAUUAUAUUCCAGGAUUGUAUCUAUUGUUGAGUCUAGAAAAAGAUGAAGGAUCAAAUGGUCUUGUUAACAAAACAAUCAUAUCAAAGGAAUCGUUAGAAAAGCUUUGUAAUGAAUUGGUUCCCAAAAGCUUUAAAUCUGUUUCAAAUAUUAAUUAUUCGAAAUUGAAUAGAGUCUCAUUCAAUCUUGUUGGCUGCUAUGGGAACUAUGAAUUGAUUGCAAGGCUGUUAUUAACCAAAAAAAUUAUUAACCAAAGAGUAUAUGAUCUGCUUGUAUCUUCAAAUAAAUCUGAGAAUCCUUCUCUUCGUUCAGGAAUAUAUUUGUUGAUUGUGAAUGUUAAUUUUGGUUUAGUAAUUCAUUGGCCUGAGCAUGGUUGUUAUGAAGAUAAUGCAUCUGAACAACUUAAAAAAAAUAUGAUUAAUUUCCACAGGUAUCUCACAAAACUGACUGAUUAUCAGAUAUGUUUAAUGAGCAACAGCGAUUUAACCUGUUUUGAAUGGGAAACUAGGAAAGAUGGGAAUGGUUUCUAUGAUAAUGAUAUAGACAAUGAAAAGGAUGAGACAUGUUAUGAAUUUGAAGUCAAAGAAAGUCAAGAAGAAAAAGAGGAUUUCCAGUUGCACAAGGGCUUUAAGGUCCAACUACCAAAUUACAUUCAACCAGACCUUAAGAUCAUUCAUCAUAAUGGAACCUCUAUGCAACCUACUGUUGUUGAAUCUGUGUCGCAUCAAGCAUUCAUCACUCAAAAUAUUAUCAAAUCAUCUUCAGUAAUGAAAAGAUGUUCAGCAAUUUAUUCAAAAAGUCACCAUCCAUUUAAAGAAUAUAUUAAAGGAUAUUCCCUCAAGGUUGAAAAAAAUUCCAUGGACAUGACAUUAUUAAAAAACAAAUUUGAAGAAACUAUUAAAGAUGAUAAUACAGUACACAAAUUUGAAGAAUCAAAAAUCAAUGAAAUCAAUGAGAAAUAUCCUUAUAUAAAUAAAAAAAUAGAGGAAUCUAUUCUAAUAAGAUCAAACCCCUGGAAAUCUUUGAAAGAGAAAUUUCAAUUUUGUUCAUUUAUGACUAUUGAAAUGUUUAUUAAAUGGAAAACAAAUAACACUAAUUCAAAAGACAACCCUGACUCAAAUAAAGUGGAAAGCUGUUUUUCUGAAUUUUUUUGCAAUACAUUUGCUGAUAAAGAAGAAACAGAUCUUACUAAAUUAGUAAAUAAACAUGCAGAAAAAUCUUUAGCAUCUAUUACUACUGGACCAAAUUCUGAAUCUCAUGUCAUUGAACCUCAUGUUAUUGAACCUAAUAUUCGAAAAGCUAAACAAAUAGCAAAGCAUGUACCUGACUCUAAAUUUGUUAAUGAACUUUAUGAUUUUAAAUCAAUUAGUAUUUCUAAUUUUGAAAUAUUUAAUAUUUCACAAGAAAAGAAAAAUGUAAUCAUUGAUUCUUUUCUUGAAAACUUUAAAAAAUGGAGGAAAGGCUUUUCCGAGAAUGUCAAAAAUAUAAUACCAAAAUAUACAAAUGUUAAAACAUAUUAUGAAGAAAAAUUAAGCAAGGAAUUAUCACAAAAAAUUAAAGCAAUAGAAAAACAAGAAUUCACAAGGGUUUGCCUAUUACUUGAAGAAAAAUUCCCAGAUGGACCAAUUUUUAAAAUUAUAGAAGCUGAAGAAACAACAUUUUAUAAGUAUUUAAAACUUACUUAUGAAAUUGAGUCAAUACAACCUGAUCACCUAAAUAUAACAUUAUAUGAAACACACUUGGAAGAGUCUGAAAACUCAAAUAUUCAAAAAAAUGAGUUAUAUGUUCCAAAACUUCAUCUUGACAGCAAUAAGCAUACUUCCUUCAAAAUAGAUCCAGAAAGAUAUGAACUCAGAAAAAUAUCUCAAUUUGAAAAUGGAAAGUUCCUAAUAAUACUUCGGAAUAAAAAAUCAAAUCAAAUAGAAAUUUUUUUUGAAAAUUCUAAUCGCUUAAAAUCAGCUUUUCAAUUAUCAAAUUUAAAACCACUAAAAACAUUAAAUCCUGAUGGUGAUUGUCUUUUUGCUAUAAAUGAACCCAAAGGUUUAAUUGGAAUUUAUGUUGCUGAAAAAGGACUAAAUGUUUAUGCAUUUGAUGAAAAUCAAACCAAUCUUUAUGGUCGCAACCCCAAUAUUCAAAUUCUACAAUAUUAUAAUAAUUCAGCACCAGUUAUUAAAUAUUUUUUCUUUAUAAAAACUACUGAAGAAUUAUGUUUUGUGGAAACUAAUGAUAAAGCAAAAAUUUAUAAUCUUGUAACUGGUCAAUUUCGUCCUGCAACAUUACAAUUUCCUCCAGAUUCUAUAAACAUGUCAAGCACACCUGAUGGUUCUUGUAUUGUAGUGUUUGUAAAAGAAAAAUCAAUUAAAAGUUUACAAGCAGUAUCAAAUGAAGAUGAUAUAUUUAAAGCCCAUGUUUAUUUUUGUUCGAAUUUAGGAAGUACUGCUAAUAAAAGAAUUAUCACCAAUUCUGACAAUAAUAGGUAUUCAAAUUUAAAAGGGAAAAACACUAAUUUUAAACACAAAGUACAGAAAGGAGAAUACAUUGUUAUUAAGAAAGAAAAAUUAAGUGUUGUUGAUGUAAUUUCAAAUACUGAAUUGAAGGUUGCAGGUGUAUAUCAGAGCUUAUCACUUGACAAUGAUACAUGGAUGGAUUUUCAAAUUGAACCUAAGACAAAGCUUAAUGGCUUUAUAGAUGCAUAUAAAUCAAUGUUUGAAAAGUAUCCAGUUGAGAGUUGCAUAGAUCCUGAACAAAAUCAGUCACUUAAUUUGAAAAUUGUCCUUGAUGUAAAUGAUGAUGUUAAACAUGAAAUUUAUGGCAGAAAUUUUGAGAACUAUGUUAUUAAUAUGUUCAAUGAAUUAAAAAAACCAGCAUCUGUUUUAAAGCAUUUUAAAACUACUGUUGCAACAUUUUCAGGUCUAGAUAUUGAAGAAAAUAAUUUUAUAUCAGAACAUUCAAUUGAAUAUCAGCUAGGAGAAUGGAUAAUUCAACUUUCAUGUUUAAUACCUAUCCAGAUUGCAGUUGCUAAAAAUAAUCAAUUUCAACCACUUCGAGAUGGUUUAGCAUCAAAUGAGCUUGAUAUAGAUUUUGAUGAUGAAUAUGGAUGUUGUUUUGGUGGUAUUGCAGAAAACAUUUCACUUGGAUGGUAUGAAGGUAUAUUUAAACAUUUUGGUAAUAGACAAGUUAAAGUUGUUUCAAGUAUGGGUGAACAAUCAUGUGGAAAAUCAUAUAUGUUGAAUCACCUUGUUGGAACAACAUUUGAUGGUUCUGCAAUGAGAUGCACUGAAGGAGUGUGGAUGUCUUUAGUUAUAACAAAAAAAAAUAUUUAUGUUGCACUUGAUUUUGAAGGUUUAAAAUCUUUGGAAAGAACACCACAAGAAGACUUAUUUUUAACUUUGUUUAACACAAUGGUUUCAAAUUUGAUACUUUUUAAAAACCAAUUUGCUGUUAGUAGAGACAUGUCAGAAAUGUUUCAAAGAUUUCAAGAUGGUGCAGCUUUUUUUAAAUCUGAUUCAAACAUUUUUCAAGCAAAACUUUGUAUUAUAAUUAAAGAUGUUCAUAAAAGUGAUCGAAAAGGAGUUGUUGAUGAGUUUUAUCUCAAGUUUGAGGACUUGGUUCAAAGACAGGGGGAAGAUAAUUUUAUUACUAGAAUGUAUAGAAGUGGAUUGACUAUUUUUCCAUGGCCAUUAUUUAAUGAUCCUGCUUGGUUUAAAACUUUGAAAACUGUCAAAACAAAGUUGGAUGAUCAGAAAGCAAAAUAUGAAAAUGCACAAACUUUUUUACAAAACACUAAAGUCAUUAUGGCCAAAUUAAAAAUUUGUGAUUGGGGACCUUUGGAUGAAAAUCUUGUUCAAAUGCGUUUAUCAAUUUUAAAAAGAAUACUUCCAGUAGUUAUAUCUUAUGGCUUGGAGCAAAAGGAACAAGAAAUUAGACCUUUAUUAAAUCAUGAUACAGGGGAAGAAAUAGAUGAUCAACCUCAUUUAUCUAAAUUUGCAGAAACAUUCAAUACACAAAAUCAAAUAUUUCCAGAUUCAGAUGUUUUACUCUUUGAAGAAAAUGCUGAUUUUGUUGAUUUUUCAUCUGAUUUAAGAACUCACUUUGAAGAAAAUAUUCAAAAAAGAAAAUGCUCUGAAAAUGAUUCAGAAUGGUUUAAAAAGUUACAAUUAUUUUUCAGAUUUCUUGUUGAACGAAGAAUAUAUCGUGUUGAGGAAUGGUUUUCUGAAAACAUUAGCAAGUUUCCACAAGACAAUAGUGAAGUUGUUAUUGGAAAAUAUGCUCUUGAAAAAGAGAUUGACAAGCUUAUGCAUUUUUGGACAUUAUGUAGUCUUUCUUGUCAAGAUUGUGGAUUACACUGUCUUAAAAAUCAUGAUCAUACUGACAAACAUGACUGCAAGACUAAUCAUGAAUGUCACUUUUCUUGUCAAUUUGUAGAAGCACAUAGUUCUGUUAUUCCAGUGUGUAGUUAUAAAGCAGGACAUGAUGGGAAACAUGCAUGUAAUAAAGCCAGCCAUUUAUGUGGAAAACCUUGUAAUUUUAGUGAUAAACGUAAUUGUCAAAAAGUAUGUUCAAAAGAUAUUGGACAUAAAGAUGAUGAACACAUGUGUCAAUCAAAGCGUCAUUAUUGUGGAGAGCCAUGUUCACUCAUUACAUCAACCAAUAAAGGUGAUAAAGGUGAUUAUGAAUGUCCAAACAAAUGCAUUAUGCCAUGUGAGCUUGAGCAUGAUCAACAUCGUUGUGAAAAUGAGACAUGUCCAAUUGAAUGCCCAAUUUCAGAUUGUCAGAAAAGAUGCCAAAGUAAUAAUCAUUUUCAUGCAUAUACUGAACUUGCUGUUAAUCAUUUUUGUGGUAAUGAACAUCAAUGUUUUAAAAAAUGUCAAGAACCAGGCAUUUGUAAAAUUUUAACUGAACCAAAAAAAGAAGAAGCAACUUACAAUGGAUUGAUUAAAGAAACUUCAAUUAGCUUUUUUAAAUAUAUUCAACAAAGUGAAAGGAUGAGAUGUAAUAAAAGAAUACCACCAAACUCCUUCGAGCAUGAAGGAACACAUUCACAUGAUGGGUCUCAUUUUUGUGAUAAAAAAUGUCAAUUUUGUACAUAUUAUUGCAACUUGCCUUAUGGACAUCCACAAAUUCUACAUGAGACUACCCAUGGGAAUAUGACGCUAACUGAAUUUACUGCAGAGAAUGAUGAAUUUGAGUAUAAGGGACAUAAAUUACAAAUUGGAGAUCAAGGUUCUUUUGUUCUUUGUAAUUUUUAUUGUAAAGAAUUAGGUCGCCAUAGACAUAUUGAUUAUUGUCAAAAUGUGGAGGCAUGUAAAAAUGGACAACAAGGACAUGAAGUAAUACAUUUAGAUGUACCCCUUGAACCCAAUCCUGAUAAUAAAAAAGAUUAUGUAACUCAUAAAUUAUUUUGGGAAAGAACAGGCUUUAAAGAUCCAUAUUCAGCACAAGAACAAGCAGAAUUUGCAAAAUGUGAUCAUGAAUGUCCAGAUGAAGCUCACAAUAUGCAACAAAGUUCUAAUAGUGCAACUACCACAAAAUCUUAUUGUGAAUUGGAAAUUUUCCAUAAACCUUUAAAUCAAUCAUCUAAUGCAUCAACUGGUAGUGGUUACAUUUCACUGGAUGGUCAUCAGUUCAGCUGUGAUAAUCCAAAUAAAAGUGAAGCAGCAUUUCAUAUUAUAUUUGCACUUGAUCGAUCAUAUUCAAUGAGCCAUAAUGAUAGAAAACCUUUAGAAAACAUUCGUUUAGGCAUCCGUGAAAAAAUUGCACAAAGACAUGAUAAUAGGCUAGGCGCAGUAUACUCAGCA